This is a messenger RNA of Neurospora hispaniola, 618 nucleotides long. RefSeq names its product TspO/MBR family-domain-containing protein. Gene Ontology annotation, cellular component: mitochondrial outer membrane. The transcript has 2 exons. The record is from RefSeq and is a predicted model, not a curated record. Bases 1 to 618 code for a protein of 205 amino acids. NCBI's taxonomy places the organism in Eukaryota, Fungi, Ascomycota, Sordariomycetes, Sordariales, Sordariaceae.
AUGACGAGCUACAUCCCCCAGCUCACCCUCCCCUCUUCCAUCUUCACCUCAGCACCAGCCUCCAUCCUCCUCCCCGUAGCUCUCGGAACAGCCGUAGGCUUCGGCACAGGCUUUGUCUCCGACCAAAAACGCCAAUACCACUCCCUCCGGCAACCCCCCCUCCGCCCUCCCUCCUCCGUCUUCGGCCCUGUCUGGACCCUCCUCUACGGCACCAUGGGCUACGCCGCCCACCGCGCCUACCUUUUCGGGACCUCUUCCCCUUCUUCUCUCCUCCUCCCAACCACCAACCCAUCAUCAACAGUCCACCACACCGCCACGUUAUACACCCUCCAACUCGGCUUGAACUUAAUCUGGAUGCCCCUCUUCUUCGGUCUGCGUCGUCCCAUGCUGGCUACCCUCGACUGCGCAGCGCUGGUGGGGAUCAAUGCCUACUUGGCCUGGACGUGGGGAACCCAAAUCGAUGCGGUGGCGGGCUGGUUGAUGGUGCCGUAUGUGUGCUGGUUGGGGUUUGCUACGUAUUUGAGUGCGGGGAGUGGGUAUUUGAAUGAGUGGGAUUUUAGCGAGGAGAGGAUUAGGAAGGGGGAGGAGGAGCAGAAGAGAAAGAAGAAGGGGUUGUAA